Molecule: messenger RNA, 706 nt
Organism: Gasterosteus aculeatus aculeatus (three-spined stickleback)
Lineage: Eukaryota; Metazoa; Chordata; Actinopteri; Perciformes; Gasterosteidae
Source: RefSeq, a predicted model, not a curated record
CAUCACCGCACGUUAGCUCAGCAGCUAACAGCUGUUUCACGCGUGUGAUCAUGUUGACACCUUUAACGACCGUAACUCGUUAUAUUAAAGCAUUCGUCAAAGCGUUUGGCCACACGAGCGCAGCCAGAUGCUCCUCAAACAGCUGUCGGCCCGAUUCUAAACCUUCGGAGAACACAGAGGUAGUCGGACAGCGGAUUUUGACCCCAGAGUUCAAACUUAGGCUGUUCACCCUGAACUGCAGAUUCUGGACGGAAAUGCCCGAGCUGUGGCCCUUUGACGAUCCGUACUGGGCCAUAUACUGGCCAGGAGGACAGGCGCUCUCGAGGUACCUCCUGGAUAACCCCGCAGCCAUCACUGCAAGACCGUGUGGUGCUGCUCAUGUAGUUGCCAAUGACAUUGAUCUUGUUGCAGCCGUUGUGACCCACAUGAACUGCGGGCUCCUGGAGCCGCCCGUUUGUCUAACUAACAACAUGAUUGACUCGCCACCAAAAAGCUUCGACUUGAUCCUCCCAGGCGACAUGUUUUACGACGAGGCGCUCGCCACCAGCCUUCGCGGCUGGCUGGACAACUGCAUCGACAGCCACGGGACCAAAGACCCGAUCGGAGAUCCUGGAAGAGCCCAGUUCGAGGAACACCGCAUUCCAUGACUCCUGCGGCAGCUGGCUCAGUUUGAGCUGCCCGAGUGCGUCAGAGAGGAGAACUGUGG